Messenger RNA from Gastrolobium bilobum, 1146 nucleotides. RefSeq names its product putative FBD-associated F-box protein At3g50710. Lineage: Eukaryota; Viridiplantae; Streptophyta; Magnoliopsida; Fabales; Fabaceae. The record is from RefSeq and is a predicted model, not a curated record. The coding region runs from base 1 to 1146 and encodes 381 amino acids. The transcript has 7 exons.
AUGGAAGAAAAGGCUUCAAGCUCACCAAAUGAAGCAAGUAGGCAAUGGAACAGUAACAAGAAGCUGACCAGCCAUCCAACUCACAUACCAAACUACCUAAUAGCCUUUCUCCACAUCCAUAUAAACUAUUCUCACGUACCAACUCUAGACUUCGAUCUUGACUACAACAACGAAAGCAAAGAGAAGUAUUACCGUUUUGUUCAAUCUCUAUACGAAGUUAUUCUUUCACGAGAUUCGAAUCAACCAAUCCAAACAUUCCGCAUCAAGUGUGGGACUUCACAUUGUGAGCAAAGUAAUGUCAACGUAUGGGUUAAUGCUGCACUACAACGCAAUGUUGAGCACCUCGAUAUCCUUCUGUCUUGCAAUUUGAAUAUCAACUUGCCUUCCGCCAUUUUUAGACAUAGAACCCUCGUUGUUCUCAAGUUGAAUGGAAUAGCACUCAAAGCUACUUCAUCGGUUGAUUUACCCUCACUCAAAAUCCUGCAUUUGGACCUCGUUAUGUUUUUAGAAAGAAGAUAUUUCGCUGAACUUCUUUCUGGGUGUCCACUUCUUGAGGAUUUGGUAGCAAAGAAUUUCAUGUUUGAUAAUCGUUACCCGACAUCUUUAACUGAUAGAGAGUUUAAAGGAUAUCCAAGUUGGUCAGAGCAGAUAUUCAUAAACGGUUAUGAUCCUAUUAAUUUUGUGUUUGAUGAACAUGAGAUGGAUAGGGGGAUUGGCGAUGAUCCGAACCCUUAUGCCAAAGAUAAUAUAUCAGUGUUUCACAAUUUAGUUCAUAUUGAACUCACCUACUUUCAUUAUACUAUGAAUUGGCUUGAUGUGAUAGAAUUGCUCAACCAUUGCCCCAAGCUUCAAAUUCUUUUUAUUGAUCAGGAUUUCCGCUUCGUUGAUGAUUAUAAAGAGCUAGAUUGGCAAUACCCACUUUCUGGUGUUCCUGAAUGUAUUUCAUUGCAUCUUAAAACAUGCCAUCUUAAUGAUUACAAAGGCUCAAAAGGUGAAGUUCGAUUUGCAAGAUAUGUGAUGCGAAAUCGGAGUAGGAGGAACCAUCCAGAAGUGCGCAAACUUCACAAGUUCAUUGGAUAUGAUGUGGAUGAUGUGAUUGCUGACCAACAGAUGGAUACGGAGAAUGGCGAUGACCCAAACCCUUAG